UUGCCGGCAGUGUUUUGGUUUUUAUUUUGAGUAGCUGGCGUUGAAGUUUGUGCUGCAGCCUGAAUAAAAAUUCGUUGCCAUAAUGCCAAAGAGCCUAGAUAAAGUGAAGGUGAAUGUAAAAGAGCGUAUAGAUGAUGAAACAUGCGAUCUAAGCCUCUCGGAACUAACGGAAGUACCAGUGCGUGAAAUAGUUUCGUUUAAACGAGUUUGUAUAUUGGAUUUGUCCAGCAAUCGUUUGGUUACACUCGGCCGCAACUUUACUACACUAACACGACUCAUCAAGCUUGAUCUAAGCAAGAAUCAAAUACGCGCUCUGCCCGAUGAUUUUGGCCAACUGGAGCAGUUGCGACACUUGGACUUGUACAACAAUUGCCUGGAGCAUGUGCCGUUGAGUUUUGGACGCUUGCGUCGCCUGCGCUAUUUGGACUUGAAGGGCAACCCUUUGACGCCUGCCUGGGUGAAAGUUGUGGGCAGCUGCUCAACGCUAAAGGACUGUCAACAAGCGGCCAAGAAUACCGUCAGCGUCUGUGUCAACUACAAGAACGAAGUCCAGGCAGCUCAAGAGCGUCAAAUGGCACCGCCGGCAGUUGGGGAUGCUGACGGCAGCUCUAGCUCCAACAAUAGCACAAAGGCAAAUAAUAAUAAGCAGUCUAAAAAGACCAAACCAAACAAUAAAUUGAAAGCAAAAAAAUCAGGAGCUGCAGCCGAAAAUGAACUCACAAUCAAACCAGUUAACACCAACACCAAACCAAACAAUCAAAAGCACAAUUCCAAAAAGAAGUCUGCAAAUGGCAAAUGGUUUAAAUUUCUCUCAGGUGUUGCCUUCUCAUCGCUUCUGACUUUCAUGCUGCUCUUCAUUGUCAACGAUUGCUGAUUACUAUACCAUGAUUAUGUUC
Messenger RNA from Drosophila busckii, 896 nucleotides. Its product is annotated as leucine-rich repeat-containing protein 59. Bases 83 to 874 code for a protein of 263 amino acids. The transcript has 4 exons. Gene Ontology annotation, molecular function: protein binding. NCBI's taxonomy places the organism in Eukaryota, Metazoa, Arthropoda, Insecta, Diptera, Drosophilidae. The record is from RefSeq and is a predicted model, not a curated record.